AUAUAAUAACGAUAUGGGAAUAAGUUGGAGUAAUUAGAAUAUUAGCCGACGUGGAGAUAGUAAAAUGGAGACAUCACAAAUAUCGUCCUCAAGGGAUGCACCUGCGCGCGCCUGGUGGUUGUUACGAACAGACUUGGUGGUGAAUCCGUGUGUGCACAUUCACUCACCGAUCUGGUGGAGCCGGUUUGUUUGUUCAUCUCCGAAAUCGGCGGCAAAAAUUUUCGAAAAUUCGCACACGCCACACGACAUGUUUCAGUGAAGAAUAAAUAGAUAAGAACAAUCCCAAAUAUAUUACAACCACCAAGGUAGUGCUUGCAAUGAUUAGAUUUAGUGUGUUAACGGAAAACUAACUACAAUUUCGAAAAAUAUGUCAAGGAGAAAACAACCUAAUCCUGCAAAACUAGAAGAAACGGAAAUUUCUACUACCGGCCAUACGAACAAAAAAAAUUGUAACACUUCAAACUCGCAAAUAAAAGAAGAGGAAACUGAUGACAAUUUUCAAAAGAAUGUCAACAACUUUGGAUCUUCAACUGACAAUAAUGACGAAAAUUACAUCAAGAUAGAGCAGUUUGACCAGGAAGAUCAUGAAGACAGUCUAGGUUCAGUUGGAACAAAUCAAGCCAGCUGGGAUUCGAAUACACCAGAGCAGGCAUCCCCUACGUCCAGCUCGUGUCCCACGCCCAGUUCAAUUGUAAGCGAUGUUACAGACGCGGAAGUUUUUACAGUGGGUGUUACAGAAAGCACCCCGCACGCGUGUAAAAUAUGCAACAAAGCGUUCGCAAAAACUUCACAACUUACCCGCCAUGAACAGACUCAUUCCGAUCACUUACAGUACAACUGCGUAUAUUGUCCCCGAUUAUUCAAACAUAAAAGGUCAAGGGACAGACAUAUUAAACUUCACACCGGAGAUAAAAAAUACAAAUGCUCCUUUUGUGAUACUGCGUUUUCAAGAAGCGAUCACUUAAAGAUCCAUUUGAAAACUCAUGACAAUAGUAAACCUUUCAAAUGUUUUCUCUGCAAUCGGGGCUACAACACGGCAGCAGCUCUAACAUCCCACCAACAAAGUCAUAUUAAACAGGACAAAGAUAAGGAUCAGAACAGUUCAGAAAGUCACGCAUGUUCGUACUGUCCGGAAACUUUUCAAAAAAUGGAACUGUUACAGGCUCAUACAUCUUCACAUCAUUUGGAACCUUUAACAGAUAACGCCCAAAAAGAUGGAAACGGUGAUGGUACGAAAUGGUUAUGCAUGUAUUGUGCUAAAGAUUUUUUAUCGCUCGACGAAUUACAACAGCACGUGAAUAAUUCGCACGAUGUUAUAAUCGAUUCAAAAGGGGACGAUUCGUCCUGUAAAUCUUCGUCUCAAAUUAUUAAACAAGUCCAGCGUGUCUCGUAUCCCUGUUACAACUGCACAAUGCAAUUUUAUUGCCUUGAAAAAUUAAGGGACCACAUGGCUAGAGUUCACUGCGGAGCGACGACACAACAGAAAAUCCUCUCCAAUGCCGUUUUAAAAGAUUGCAAUAUUUGUCUUCCUGUAUCCCAGAACAACAGUGCACCUCAACCCUCCCUAACACAAACCUCUAGUGAUCAUUCCAUUCAGUUAUUACCAACGGAUCUAACUUGGAAACGCAAGGCAGAAUUGUCCGACGAAAACGGACAUUCAAAAAGGUUCCUACAAAAAGCAGACGCUGUCGAAGGUUGUGAUAACGACAAGUGCGAAUGGCCCAUUUACAUUUGUAAUAUCUGCGGAACCCAGUUGCCAAAUUUCUCUAGUUUUAUGUUACAUAUGGACAAUCACAUACCGGGAACUGACAGGAAUAGUACCAUAUUCCUGGAUUAUUGCCCCUUGUGCGGGGAGCCUUGCAGAGACCAGGUGGAAGUGAACAAUCACAUCCUGGUCCAUGCUAUCUCCUUGAAAUUGGGCAAGUGUUGUGGCAUUUGCAAAACGGUCUUCAAUUACAAUUCCGACGAAUUACAAAGGCAUAUGUUGGAUGCACAUGUAUCAACCACUUACAAAUGCUCCAUUUGCGAAGACACGUUUGACGUAAAGUCAGAAGUAUUGAUACACAUGACGAAAAAGCACAGCAAUGAAUGUCAACAUUACCGAUGUAAGUUUUGUCCUGAUCAGACAUUCCAUGAUCGUGUUGACGCCGAAGUGCACAUUUCGCAACACGCUCCCAACCUUCUAAACACAUUAUGCCGAAAUACAAACCAUCUUAUCUAUCCAACCAUGAAUAAUUCUAAUAACAGCGGAUUGCAACAAAAGAAAUCGAAAACACUGCAAUGUCCCUUCUGCCAUAAAUGUUUUCAAACGGAGCAACACCAAUACCUGCACAUAAUAAGAGAACACAAAGACAUCCGCGAAAUGUACAGAAAGAGAAUUUUCGAAAUAAAUCCUGACGCCCAACGACAAUUACAGUCCACUUCUCCGAGCAUUUCGUCUUUGAAUCCUGUUACAUCUUCCGACCUUUCAACGAAAUACGAGGUGAAUCAUGAGCGUUACAAAUGUGACAUUUGCGAUUGUAAAGAUUUCAUUAACGAAGGUGAUCUGUUAGCCCAUAAAAAACUUCAUCAGUCGAAAUCGAAAGCGAUAUCUGUCAGCCUUCACUGCGCAUAUUGUAACGAACUCUGUAAGUCUCGGACCGAUUUGGAAAAUCAUACAAAGAGCCAUCAAAUUAACUCGACUAAAGGAAAACACAAGUGCAACAUCUGCGACGAAAUAUUCCAGUCUGGUAUGACUCUUGCGGAACAUAAACUGUCCCACUGUAAAAUUGUUUCGGGAAAUUCCUGCACCCAUUGCAGAACUGUCCUUUCCGACGAACAAACAUUCUACAAUCACCAACUUCAACACAGUACCGUUCUCAACAAGCAAAACUCCCAAAUGUCUCUUCCAGCCAACUGUAUUAUUUGUUGUCAAACGUUACAAAGCGAAGUUGAAAUUAAACUGCACGCAAAUUUUCAUCUCAGGCAUCUGCUCAACAAAGAUUUGAUUUGUAGCAUUUGCAAAAAUUCCUUUAGCAGUGCUAACGGGCCUCUAAUAUCCACUGCGAACAAUGACAAUACUACUAUUAUGUAUGUUUGUAAGGAGUGUUUUAGUAAAAAUGGUACCAGUAGUACUUCAAACAGUCCACUGUAUCCCAUUAUAAAAUACGAGACCGAUGAGAAGGUGACCACUUGUCAGCAUUGUCAUCAGGUGUUCCAAACGGAGGAAAAGGCCAUGAAACAUUUAGCAUCCCACGGCGUUUUCGACACAGGAUCUAGUUACGUGUGCCAUCUAUGUCGAAGUUUCUUUCCGACAUCUUUGAAACUCCAAGUCCAUGUCAUAGAACAUAAUUUUUUCGGUUCGGGCCAGUUCAGAUGUUACAUUUGCAGUACCAUUUUUACCACAGCUUCGGGUCUACUAUCCCAUAUGAUAAAACACGGCUCGAACGCUAAACCUUACGAGUGUCCGCAAUGUCAGAUGAAAUUUUUCUUUCAAACCGAACUGGAUAAUCAUCGCGACGACCAUUUGGCAUCCAUACAUCACAAGAAUUACCAAACUAUCUCAUUCUCACCGAAUUCCAACGAACCAAGCGAAUUGACAUCGAACAAACAACAGCAUUGCCAAUGUUACGAGUAUCCCUGGUCGCCAUCGGCUUCCGAAAAACAUUUACAACAUUGUCCGCUAAAGAUCACCGUCAAGAAAGAAUAUAGGUCUAGCGUUUCGCCAAAAAACGAGCUCAGUUUGAAAAAAGAAAACGGAGAUGCAAGCACUUCUACACCUUCGGAUGUUGAACGAUGAGAAACCAAAAUAAAAAAGUGAACACGUUGAUGGUUAAAAUAAUAUAUAAUCAUUUUGGACGCUUCCGUCCCAAAUGGUGCAUAACAAAUCGGGCUUUUUGAUGCCAAAUUUACGUAAAGUGUAAAUAUCGGACUUAUUAUUAUUAUUAUUAAUGAAGGCGUUGUAAUUUAGGUGAUAGUUGUUUUUGUUAAAUACAUGCCUAUAGAUAAUUCGUUAUCACUUCAGUGUAUUACUGCGCGUUUUUCAUACUAUUUUAUUUGUUUGUAUAGUUAAUAAUUCUGUUACCUUACUUAAUAUUUAGAAACGAAGCGAGGUAAACUAUGGACUGAAAAAAAAAGUAUUUUUUCUUUCCACAGUUUGUCCUGGGUCCAUGUAAAACAGCCUACAUAUGUAUAAUGAAUGGUACACAGUACUAAAGACUGUUCUUUUUGCUAUUGUUAGCAAUCAAUUAGAUUAGGUGUGAAUAUUGUGAUAUUACCCAUUAGUUAAAAUUAUUUGUAACUGUUGUAAGUUUCAGUUGUUCUAAAGCAUUUUUCUUGUUGCCUAGUUGCUCAUUUACGUAAGAAAAUAAUGCUGCAAUAAAUAGCGUAUAAAAUUUCUUUUUCGUCUGUAAAAGUAUAAACCAUAGGCAUUACAAUAGUAAGCGACCAUCCAAAUUAAAAGUAGUUGAAACAUUACCUAUAUUUUAUAAAUAAUGAACAAUUUACUAGAUUAUAAAUGAAUCGUUAAAUGCUACUGUUUUUGUUAUUUUUCACAAACAACAUUUAAUCAUUUGUGAGUUCUAUUUUAAAUAUUAAAAAAAAAAUGUAUAAUUCUCAAAUACUAAUCAAGUACAAUUCUAAUUUGUAAAUGUUGAAUAAAAUUUCACACAUCA
This is a messenger RNA of Agrilus planipennis (emerald ash borer), 4652 nucleotides long. It is a transcript of the gene L, whose product is annotated as zinc finger protein 423 homolog. The coding region runs from base 368 to 3778 and encodes 1136 amino acids. The transcript has 9 exons. NCBI's taxonomy places the organism in Eukaryota, Metazoa, Arthropoda, Insecta, Coleoptera, Buprestidae. Gene Ontology annotation, biological process: regulation of transcription by RNA polymerase II. The record is from RefSeq and is a predicted model, not a curated record. Gene Ontology annotation, molecular function: RNA polymerase II transcription regulatory region sequence-specific DNA binding; DNA-binding transcription factor activity, RNA polymerase II-specific. Gene Ontology annotation, cellular component: nucleus.